This is a messenger RNA of Oryctolagus cuniculus (rabbit), 6218 nucleotides long. It is a transcript of the gene ERCC6L2, whose product is annotated as ERCC excision repair 6 like 2. Gene Ontology annotation, molecular function: ATP binding. The record is from RefSeq and is a predicted model, not a curated record. Lineage: Eukaryota; Metazoa; Chordata; Mammalia; Lagomorpha; Leporidae.
CUCGCGAGACCCUCAUGACAGUUCGGAAGCCGGUUCUCGCGGGAUGUUUUGAGGCAGGAUUGGAAGCUGGAGAGGGGAUUUAGAGGGAGAUUUCGGGUCGCGGCGGCGGGGCUGGACGCGGUCAGGUGGACACAGCUUGGCCACAGGCCUGCGCGCCGCCGCCCUCUUCUCCUGGGGCCCGGUCAGGCUCCGCCGCCGCGCGUCCUCCCGGUGGCAAUGUCCCGAGAGCGGCAGCGGGGGCUGUUGGCCUGCCGGGUGCUGAGUGCCGCGGGAGGUGCCGGGCCGGGCCCCUUGGCCGGAUGGAGCCCUGUGCCGCGGAGCCCCGCGCCGGAGCCUCUCGCCCAGACAGAUGGCAUCCAGGAGAAAGAUGUCUUGCGCCUUCUCCAAAUAAUGAAAAGCUUUGUGAAGCAAGCAUAAAAUCAAUCACAGUGGAUGAAAAUGGGAGAUCAUUUGCUGUCGUGUUAUACUCAGAUCUUCAAGAAAGGAAAAUACCUCUUAAAAGACUUCAAGAAGUAAAAUCUGUUAAAGAUUGCCCCAGGAAUUUUAUAUUUGAUGAUGAAGAUUUGGAAAAACCAUAUUUCCCAGGUCGCAAAUUUCCAUCCUCAUCUGCUGUUGCUUUUAAAUUAUCUGAAGAAGGAGACUCCAUCCCUUACACUAUUAAUAGGUACUUGAGAGACUACCAAAGGGAAGGAACUCAGUUUCUCUAUGGACACUACAGACAAGGAAGAGGGUGUAUUCUCGGUGACGACAUGGGACUUGGAAAAACAGUACAGGUUAUUUCAUUUCUGGCUGCAGUUUUACAUAAAAAGGGAACUCGUGAGGAUAUUGAAAAUAACAUGCCAGAGUUUUUACUAAGAAGUAUGAAAAAGGAACUCCCUUCUUCUAUGACAAAAAAGAUGUUCUUAAUAGUCGCCCCUCUGUCUGUCCUCUAUAACUGGAAAGAUGAAUUGGACACCUGGGGAUAUUUCAGAGUCACUGUUUUACACGGUAACAGAAAGGACAAUGAACUGAUGCGUAUAAAGCAGAGGAAGUGUGAAAUUGCACUGACCACUUAUGAGACACUACGCUUAUGUCUGGAUGAACUGAACAGUUUGGAGUGGUCUGCCAUCAUUGUGGAUGAGGCUCACAGAAUUAAGAACCCCAAGGCCAGAGUGACCGAAGUCAUGAAGGCUUUGAAGUGUAACGUCCGCAUUGGCCUCACCGGAACCAUUCUUCAGAACAACAUGAAGGAACUGUGGUGUGUGAUGGACUGGGCUGUGCCAGGACUUUUAGGUAGUAGGAUCCACUUCAAGAAGCAGUUUUCUGACCCAGUGGAACAUGGUCAGAGACACACGGCGACAAAAAGGGAGCUCGCUACUGGCCGGAAGGCCAUGCGGAGGCUCGCGGGAAGGAUGGCGGGCAGCUUCCUCCGGCGGACCAAGACUCUCAUCAAGGACCAGCUGCCCAAGAAGGAAGACCGGAUGGUAUAUUGUUCUCUGACAGAGUUCCAAAAAGCUGUCUAUCAAACAGUGUUAGAAACCGAAGAUGUGACUUUGAUACUUCAGUCUUCUAAGCCUUGCACCUGCAACAGUGGCCGCAAAAGGAGAAGUUGUUGUUAUAAGACCAAUUCCCGCGGUGACGAGGUGAAGACCUUGUGCCUCAGCUACCUCACGGUCCUUCAGAAGGUGGCCAAUCACGUGGCCCUGCUGCAGGCUGCUAGCACCUCCAAACAGGAGACACUUAUCAAAAGGAUAUGUGAUCAAGUAUUUUCGAAAUUCCCAGAUUUUGUGCAGAAAAGCAAAGAUGCAGCCUUUGAAACACUUUCUGACCCUAAAUACAGUGGGAAGAUGAAGGUCCUUCAGCAGCUUCUGAAUCACUGCAGGAGGAACAGGGAUAAAGUUCUCCUCUUCUCCUUCUCCACCAAGUUGCUGGAUGUGCUGCAGCAGUACUGCAUGGCGUCUGGCCUUGAUUACCGCCGGCUUGAUGGAAGUACGAAGUCCGAGGAGAGGCUCAAGAUCGUCAAAGAGUUCAACAGCACACAGGACGUUAACAUCUGCCUUGUCUCUACAAUGGCUGGUGGACUAGGCCUUAAUUUUGUUGGUGCCAAUGUUGUCAUAUUAUUUGAUCCUACUUGGAAUCCAGCCAAUGAUCUCCAAGCUAUUGACAGAGCGUAUAGAAUUGGACAAUGCAGAGAUGUUAAAGUGCUCAGGCUGAUAUCCUUGGGGACUGUGGAAGAGAUCAUGUACUUACGGCAGCUGUACAAGCAGCAACUUCACUGUGUGGUAGUUGGAAGUGAAAAUGCCAAGCGAUACUUUGAAGCAGUCCAAGGAUCAAAAGAGCAUCAAGGAGAGCUUUUCGGGAUCUGUAACCUCUUCAAGCUGAGAUCCCAAGGGUCCUGUCUCACGAGGGACAUCCUGGAGAGAGAAGGCCAAGUGGAAGCAGGGAUCAUGACAGCUACAACGUGGUUGAAGGAGGGACCUCCAGCGCAUAACCUAGAAACAUCUAAAGAGCCUGUCAGUCAAGAACCCAGAGGCCCAGGGCGAGCUGCGGAGCCAGCCAGGGAGGCAUGGGAGCUCUGCAGCGACUUCAGUGAGGACGAGUCGGGGGGAACCUCGAGAGUAAAGACUGCAGUAAGCAAAGCACUGGAGUCGAGCAAAGCUCCCGGUCCUCCAGGACAGCUUACCUUACUCCAGUGUGGCUUCUCUAAACUGCUGGAGGCCAAGCGUGCAGCAGUCGAGGAUAGCGAUGGCAGCGUCACCUCUGAUGAUGCAAGCUCUGAUGAGCACGGGCAGCCCUCGAACCUUUCAGCAGGCGCCAAAGAGGCUGGCUGUCAGGGGAGCCAACAUUCCCUCGGCGCUUCACGGCAUCCCAGCUUAAAUGACACCUUGAGUCCAAGUGAAAAGUCUAUUUUUGAUAAAAAUGAGAAGACUUUAGAACAGAGUGUUUCUUCUGAGUCUGAUGAUGAGAAGAACUUUAAAAAUACUGCACAUCCCUGCAUUUUACAGAAUGUCACAGAAUCGGAAGAUAGUGAUGUCAUCUUUCCCACACAGUAUACAGCUCAGAAUAAGCCAGCCUUGGAUGGAUCUGAAGAUUCGGAAACAGAAAAUCCUAUAAAAAUAAGAAACAAUGGUGGUGGUAAAAAGACUGAUGACAGAGGAAAUGGGCAGAUUUCAAAACAAUCAAAUCCUGAGGUCUGUUAUGAAAGAAAAGGCCCUGGUGAUGUCAGUGACGAAUCUGAUGACAUUGAAAUUUCCCCCAAGUCAAGAGUAAGAAAGCAAAGAGCAUCAAGGCCUAGGAGAAAAAAGGAAGUCAAAAGAGAACUUUACAAUUCCACUAACACCACAAAGAAAGCAACCCGACUGCGUACUGUGCGUGAGGAUAGUAACUCUCAGAUUAUUGAUGAUUUCUCAUCCUCUGAUGAUGAUUCACCUGUCAGUCCCUUCAGUUUCUCUAAACAGAGUCACAGAUCAAAAACUAUAAAAGAUAGAAUCAGUCUCUCUUCAAAAUUGCCUGGGCAUUGUAAGAAAAAUAGCCCUUUCACACCAAGGGAACUUCCAAAUGAGAAUGACAUCAAUCAAAAGCAGAUGAGCGAAUCAAUGGAUAAAUUUCUAGAUGGUGUUCAGGAAGUGGCUUACAUUCACUCAAACCAGAAUGUGAUUGGAUCCAGCAAAGCUGAAAAUCACAUGAGUCGAUGGGCAGCACGGGAUGUGUUUGAGCUGAAGCAGUUUUCCCAGCUUCCUGCCAACAUAGCCGUCUGCAGUGCUAAGACAUGUGAAGAAAACAGGCCUACAGAGAGAGGCCAGCCACCAAGUGAAGGAGGCGUUUCACUUCCUCUGUGCGUUCCGCACCCCGUGAGCCAGAAGAAGAAAAGGGUCUACCGGACAGAGCAGACCACCUUCAUAAUCGGAGAGACGCCAAGAGGAAUCCGCAGAAAACAAUUUGAAGAAAUGGCCUCUUACUUUAACCUGUCUUCCGUAAAGGAGUUUGCGAGACAGAUAACGAGUGCCACAUCAGAAGAGCGCCGGGAAAUGCUCCAAGACUUUUAUGCUUCUCAGUACCCGGAAGUGAAAGGGUUCUUCACAGCAGACGCUGCUUCAGAAUCCAUCAAAUCCGCCAGCGUCAGGAGUAAAUCCCAAGAAGGAGACUCUCGUAUCAGAAGAAGGCUGUCGGGUUCUGAAGCCUUGACUUUUAAAGAGUCGACCAACAGCAUUUCUCACACCUGCAGCCCAGCAGCCCACAAGGGAAAGUCAGUUCAGUUUCCCAGUCACGGUUCCUGCCAAGAAGAAGCGCUUCCUAGCAAUGCAGGAACUCUUGGCUCUACCCAAGGGGUUGAUGACGGGAAAAACAGCCACGCAUCCAAAGGUGCCGGGGCAUCCAGUUCCCUGGACGGAAACUCCAAGGGACAGGAGAGGAGGUGGGCAGACGCCGGGAAAGACCAGCAGGGCACCAGCGGGACGGGCGUUUCAAGAAGCAGGCUGCUCUGCAAGCCGGAAAGCAGGAAGCCAGAAGGCCCCGUGGCAGGGGGCGCCUCUGUGGGAGGCCUGCUGGGUGACACCUCCAUUCUUGAGGACCUCUUUAAAACGCCCCGGAGCGGCCCCACACAGCUGCCAAGGAGAGCCCUUUCAGGGCCCGUGGAGAAAGCAAAGCAGCGGCCCAAGGAUUUCUGGGACAUCUUGAAUGAGCAGAGUGCCGACAGCCUCAGUAAAUUCACCGACUUGGCCGUCAUCGAGACCCUGUGUGAGAAAGCCCCCUCCAGGAGCAGAGGCGAGCGAGAAACGUCUCUCUGGAAGUCCAAUGAGAAGUUUUUGUGGAAGACAUUCCACUCGAGUGACACAGAUGAGAACACAACCAACAACACGCAGAGAGGAGCAGAGGCCUGAAAACGGACCGGUGCGCCCGUGAACUCCAGCGCCGCCACCCUGCGCGCUCCGCCUCGGACACAGCUGUCUCGACACAAGAUUCCAUUACAUUCUCGCGUUAGAAUGUUUUGAAAGCCUAAAAUAUUAUCGUGGCUUGUCUUCCUUGAUAUCCUGUGGCUUGUCUUCUUUGAUAUCCGUAUGGAUCUUUUAGGAAGCAACAUUGUAUUUUAUCAUAAACCUCUGUUGAGAGAUGAGAAAGAUUCUAGAUGUAUUAUCGGAAGACCUGGAACAACUUUCUUAGCGUGUCAUUACGUGACCGGAGGUAAGCCACGUUCCCUGAGGUGCAUCUGUUUGCUAACAUGAACGAUGAAGGGUUUGAACCUGAUCAGUGGGAGUGUCUCUUCCAGUUUAAAAAAGCUUUGGUUCACUCUCCCAAGUUCCAUUCAGUCGUAGGCCAAGUCAUGCCCACCCACCCUCUAAAUCAGGUGUACACAGAUGUGUUUCUUUCCUAUGAUUCGGAAAAUAAUUGUGUUUCCUAGGUAUCAUGUUCUAGUAUUAUUAAAUUAUUUAGAUUAAAGCCAUAGCUAGUAAUGAAUGUAUGGUAUGAUAUUAAAAUGGCAAUUUUGUAGCAGCUCAGAAUCCAGGGGUAAAUGCUGUAUACCUAUGAUAUUAUAUGAGAUGUGAUACUAAAGUAAUAUGAUUAUUUAUCAAUAGCCACAGACACCAGUGCCUCAACUUUUUAUACAACUUUGAUGAUUUAAUUGAGAUAAAUAAACCUUUGCACAGUGCUUUUACAUUUGAUGAACUAGGAAGAAAUAAAGAAACAUUUGGUUUUAUUUGAAAUUGUUAUAUUUUGUUGAAUUUAAUCUAUAUGGUUUAUAACCAAAGUGGGACAGUCUCAUAGCUGAAUUCGUUUAGUUGGACACAUCCACUCAGUCCCUAUGUUCCGUGCUAGAUGGGAUACAGCUACAGGUGAAGGACAGGGCAUCCUGUCUGUAAAGAACCGCCUCUGUCGGGCUCCUGGCGUGGCGCCUGGCACGGGGUGGGCAGAGACCCGAGGCCUCACUGGUGUGUUCUCCCACCUUCCCCUCAGCCAGGCUCACAGCGCUCUGCGGAAGAAGUGUGCUUCAGGAAGUGGCUGUGUGCAGCGGUCAUUGUUGCUGACCGCAGAGGGCCUCUGAGUACCCAGCUAGUACAGUCAUUGCUCAGAGGUUAAAAAAAAACCCUUUCUCCAGAGACCCAAUGGCCAAGUAUAUUUUUCUUUGGAACAACAAUGUUUUGCCUUAGAGAACUAUGAAAUAUAUUUUGUAUCGUCACCCAUUACGUAUAGACUCCUGCAUGUUGAAAUAAAAUGUUUAUAAAGUAAUGUUUACCCUUAAA